Messenger RNA from Danaus chrysippus (African queen), 1191 nucleotides. NCBI's taxonomy places the organism in Eukaryota, Metazoa, Arthropoda, Insecta, Lepidoptera, Nymphalidae. The record is from the annotation of a GenBank genome assembly.
AUGUUUAAAUUACUUAGUCGACACGGCCGUCGUAGCGGUAUAAGAAAUUUAUUCUGUGAAAAGCAAAUUGAGGUUAAAAAGGCAAGAGUUUAUUAUUUCUAUUCUUCUGCGGGUUCAGUUCGAUUUGCUUCCACCGGUGUUGAUGUAGGGAAAACAAUAUCGUUAGAAUCUAUACCCGAACCCCCUCCCGUGCCUAACCAAUCAGUUGUUGGUGAUAUAACAGAAGCUGUUCAAAGUCUGGCAGUUAAUGGAGAGCCUUCAUUCGCAAGUCUUGGACUCGGCGGUUGGGGCCCAGUUGGUAUCGUACAAAACUGCCUCGAAUAUCUGCAUGUCUCCCUGGAUGUACCAUGGUGGGGAGCCAUAUUAAUAGGAACCGUUGUUGUUAGAACACUCAUGUUCCCUCUUGUCAUUUUAUCUCAGAGAAACAGUGCUAAAAUGAAUAACAAUUUACCCGAGAUACAAUUACUACAAAUGAAGAUGUCACAGGCCAGACAGACUGGAAAUCAGUUGGAAUCAGCUCGGUAUGCUCAGGAAAUGAUGUUAUUUAUGAAAGAAAAGGGUUUGAAUCCUUUGAGAAACAUGAUUGUGCCACUUGCACAAGCUCCAUUAUUUAUUUCAUUUUUCAUAGGAUUAAGAGGAAUGGCAAACUGUCCUGUAGAGAGUAUGAUGCAUGGUGGUAUGUGGUGGUUUACCGAUUUGACUGUCCCUGACCAGUUUUUCAUACUGCCACUCAUAACAAGUGCUACUAUGUGGGCUACGAUUGAACUGGGAGUUGAUGGUGGCAGAUUAGAGGCAUCAAACAUGCAAAUGAUGAGAUAUUUCUUGAGAGCGAUUCCCAUAAUCAUGAUACCUUUCACAAUUAAUUUUCCUGGAGCCAUUCUUGUAUACUGGUGUUCAACCAAUUUUAUAUCCCUUCUCCAAGUCGCUGUACUUAAGCUUCCUGGGGUAAGGGAAUAUUUUAAAAUACCUAAAUUGAUCAAGCACAACGCUGAAAGCUUACCAAUGAAGAAGAAGGGUUUUGUUGAAGGCGCCAAGGAGUCUUGGACUAACAUGAAGAUAUCCAGAGAACUUGCGGACAGACAGAGAGUAGAUGAGAUGAUCUUCACAAGGGCUGGGAAAGGUCCUCUACAAAAAACAUAUAAAUUUGACCCAACAAAAAUAGCAAAAAUUGAAGCCAAACCUAAGUCUUAA